Molecule: messenger RNA, 2334 nt
Organism: Phalacrocorax carbo (great cormorant)
Lineage: Eukaryota; Metazoa; Chordata; Aves; Suliformes; Phalacrocoracidae
Source: RefSeq, a predicted model, not a curated record
CAAAGGAUCCCUCCGCUAGGUCAUUUAAUCCCUCAGCGCCGCUCUCCUCGCUCGUCCUGCUGCCGCUUCUUUCCGAGGACGCCGCUACGCCGGUGCAGUAGCUAUGGCAGCGGGGUCGCAAUAAGUGCAUGCCGCUUCAGCUCGGUCGUGCUCCAGACAGUGUUUAUCAUGUUGGGCUCCGGGUUCAAGGCUGAGCGCUUGCGAGUCAACCUGCGCCUUGUCAUCAAUCGCCUCAAACUGCUGGAGAAAAAGAAGACUGAGUUGGCCCAGAAGGCAAGGAAGGAGAUUGCAGAUUAUCUGGCAGCCGGAAAAGAUGAGCGUGCCAGGAUUCGUGUGGAGCACAUCAUCCGUGAAGAUUACCUUGUGGAGGCCAUGGAGAUCCUGGAGCUGUACUGCGAUCUGCUGCUAGCCCGCUUUGGCUUGAUUCAGUCCAUGAAGGAGCUGGACUCUGGCCUGGCAGAAGCAGUGUCUACAUUGAUUUGGGCUGCACCGCAACUGCAGUCAGAAGUGGCUGAGUUGAAGAUAGUUGCUGACCAGCUGUGUGCCAAAUACAGCAAGGAGUAUGGGAAGCUGUGCCGGACAAACCAGAUUGGGACAGUCAAUGACAGGCUGAUGCACAAGCUGAGUGUGGAGGCACCGCCCAAGAUUCUGGUGGAGAGAUACCUGAUCGAGAUUGCCAAGAACUACAAUGUGCCCUAUGAGCCUGACUCAGUGGUGAUGGCUGAAGCCCCUGCAGGCGGAGAGGCAAAUCUGAUUGAUGUGGGAUUCACGGAUGAUGUGAAGAAGGGUGGCCAUGGAGGGGGAGGAGGUGGUGGAUUUACAGCCCCGCUGGUUGGUCCUGAUGGAAUAGUACCCAUGCCAGUGAUGAUGCCUAUGCCCAUGCCAACACCAAAUCCGCCCUUCUCCUAUCCACCUCCAAAGGGUCUGGAGGACUUCAAUGGCCUACCAGUGGGGACCUACCAGCCUUUCACUAAUAUCCAUCCACCACCAAUUCCAGCAGCACCACCGACAUAUGAGUCUAUUGAUGAGCAUAAUGCUGACAAGGAUGCUUCUGCGACAGUGGAUGGGCCUGGGCCCAAGCCAGAAGCCUCUCCUAAAACAAAAGCUGGAGCGUCUAACACCUUCGAUAACUUUGUGCUGCCUGAAUUACCAUCCGUGCCAGAUACGCUGCCAACAGCUUCUACCGGCGCCAAUUCUUCUGCCUCUGAAGACAUUGACUUUGAUGAUCUUUCUCGGAGAUUUGAGGAGCUGAAGAAGAAAACAUAAACCCAGCUGGGCUGUAACUCCAAUUUGAAGGGCAGGGUCUGUGACAGCUGCUUAUCUGUGAAACAGACUCCCCUUGAAUUCGGUUUUGGUAUUAACCUCGAAUGAGAACGCUCUUCUUUCUGAGCUCUCUUCCUGCUGUACUUAAACCAGAUGCUGCCGCUUUCCCGAUCUUUGUUGCUCCAGGAGGUGUACUGUGGGGAAUCUCAUGAGGUAGAGCAGGGAGCAGCCCCUGUUAGUCUGGGUAGCUAUACAGGAAAGCUGCAGAUGACAUUGAGUGUCAUUCCUGGCUGCCUUUGCAGUGGCUCUGCACUCCCUCCCACAGAAAAGGGAGGUGAGGGCUGAAUCGCAGCAGGACUUUCUCCUCUUCCUGGUGGUUUCAAGGGCAGCGCUGUCCACAAGCAGCCCCUUUCUGCUUGAUGUCCUGUAUGGUAAGGGUGAUUUAAGUCCCUUUGGUAAGACUUCUAGCUGAUCAGGGUGGAGGCAGGGAAUACAGUUGUGAGGAGCUGUGGCAUUGCCCUUGAGGCUGUGUAGCACACUGGCACUUCUGCCGCCUCCCUGCAUCUCCAGGGCUCCAGCUGCAUCUGGUUGCAGUUUGCCUGAUAUCCUCUCUUGCUCCCUCUGGAUUCUGGGGGAGCCCUCCGAGGCCUUUCCUGCGCUCUUUAGGGGGUUGGGGGAGGGGGAUGUAUUCCCUGUGCAUAGGAGGGCAGUGCUAGUGCGCUUUCCCAUUCAGCAUGUUCCGCCUGAACGUGCUGGGAGUGUGAAGUGGCUGGGCCGAGGGCUAGUGUAGCGAUGGGGUGUGCGCCAGCUGCGCUGCUGCCUUUUUCACUAGGCGCUGGGCCUGCAGGGUGAGGUGAGGGGCACUCGGGGUGCACGGCGGUAACCUUGCUUACCCUGAGCGCUGGCAGCGCGCUCUGCAGCUGGGGCGGCUCUUCCCUGCGUGGGAGGGAGCACCGGCCCUGACUUGCUCUCCUCUGUAACUCGUCUGUGUAUAAUGCUUUCACAGAACUCCGUGGAGUUCCGGGUAUCUUGGGCGUUGAUUCCUAAUAAAGUCUCGGCUUGUGAGCGGCA